GCGCGCGCGCCGCCAGCGGUAGCGGACCUUGAGUGGCAGGGGGCGGGGGGGGGCGCCCUCGGAGCCGGGCGGAGGGGAGGGGGGAAAAGAGGAGCGCAGGGUGAGAGUGAGCCGGACGCUCCGGGAGGCGAGGGGGGCGGGGGGAGUAGCGCCGCGGCCGCCGCUACCUCCGCCUCCGUCGUCUGAGACGAGGGGGUGGGGGACGGACAAGCCCCGAUGCCGGGGGAGACGGAAGAGCCGAGACCCCCGGAGCAGCAGGACCAGGAAGGGGGAGAGGCGGCGGCGGCCAAGGCGGCUCCGGAGGAGCCCCUGCAACCGCCCCUUGAGGCGGCGGCGGCGGCGCCUGCGGGGACCACUAGCAGCCGCGUACUAAGGGGUGGUCGGGACAGAGGCCGGGCCGCUGCGGCCGCCGCCGCCGCCGCCGCUGCCGCUGUGUCCCGCCGGAGGAAGGCCGAGUAUCCCCGCCGGCGGAGGAGCAGCCCCAGCGCCAGGCCUCUGGACGUCCCAGGGCAGCAGCCCCAGGCCACGAAGUCCCCGUCUCCAGUUCAGGGCAAGAAGAGUCCGCGACUCCUAUGUAUAGAAAAAGUAACAACAGAUAAAGAUCCCAAGGAAGAGAAAGAAGACGACAAUUCUGCCCUCCCUCAGGAAAUUUCCAUUGCUGCAACUAGACCUAGCCGGGGCUGGCGCAGUAGUAGCAGGACAUCCAUCUCUCGCCAUCGUGACACAGAGAACACCCGAAGCUCUCGGUCCAAGACUGGUUCACUGCAGCUCAUCUGCAAGUCAGAACCAAAUACAGAUCAGCUUGAUUAUGAUGUUGGAGAAGAGCAUCAGUCUCCAGGUGGCAUUAGUAGUGACGAGGAAGAGGAGGAAGAAGAGAUGUUAAUCAGUGAAGAGGAAAUACCAUUCAAAGAUGACCCAAGAGAUGAGACCUACAAACCCCACUUAGAAAGGGAAACCCCAAAGCCACGGAGAAAAUCAGGGAAGGUGAAAGAAGAGAAAGAGAAGAAGGAAAUUAAAGUGGAAGUAGAGGUAGAAGUGAAAGAAGAAGAAAAUGAAAUUAGGGAGGAUGAGGAACCUCCUAGGAAGAGAGGAAGAAGGCGAAAAGAUGACAAAAGUCCACGUUUACCCAAAAGGAGAAAAAAACCUCCAAUCCAGUAUGUCCGGUGUGAGAUGGAAGGAUGUGGAACUGUUCUUGCUCACCCUCGCUAUUUGCAGCAUCACAUUAAAUACCAGCAUUUGCUGAAAAAGAAAUAUGUAUGCCCCCAUCCCUCCUGUGGACGACUCUUCAGGCUACAGAAGCAACUUCUGCGACAUGCUAAACAUCAUACGGAUCAAAGGGAUUAUAUCUGUGAAUAUUGUGCUCGGGCCUUUAAGAGUUCCCACAAUCUGGCAGUGCACCGGAUGAUUCACACUGGCGAGAAGCCAUUACAGUGUGAGAUCUGUGGAUUUACUUGUCGACAAAAAGCAUCCCUUAAUUGGCACAUGAAGAAGCAUGAUGCAGACUCCUUCUACCAGUUUUCUUGCAAUAUCUGUGGCAAAAAAUUUGAGAAGAAGGACAGUGUAGUGGCACACAAAGCAAAAAGCCACCCUGAGGUGCUGAUUGCAGAAGCUCUGGCGGCCAAUGCAGGCGCCCUCAUCACCAGCACAGAUAUCUUGGGCACUAACCCAGAGUCCCUGACACAGCCUGCAGAUGCUCAGGGUCUUCCUCUUCUUCCUGAGCCCUUGGGAAACUCAACCUCUGGGGAGUGCCUGCUGCUGGAAGCUGAAGGGAUGUCAAAGUCAUACUGCAGUGGGACAGAACGGGUGAGCCUGAUGGCUGAUGGGAAGAUCUUUGUGGGAAGCGGCAGCAGUGGGGGCGCUGAAGGGCUGGUCAUGAACUCGGAUAUACUCGGUGCUACCACAGAGGUUCUGAUUGAAGAUUCAGACUCUACUGGACCUUAGUGGACGGGAAGACUUGGGGCACUGGGACAGCUCAGACUUUGUAUUUAAAAGUUAAAAAGGACAAAAAAAAAAAAAUUUAAGCAUUUAAAAUCUAGUAAAAUAACUGAAGGGCCUGCUCUUUCCAUUGUGGAUCACAGCACACAUAUAUACACACACACCCCCAUCCCCAUCCUCAUCCCCUGUUCUCCCUCUAUUGUCCCCCUUAUAAAAUUGAUAAUGUCUUUACCAGAAAGGUAGACAAAAAAGCAGCAGAAGCUCUUAAAGUGAGAGCUCAUACUUACUUCCAGCCAGCAGCAGGCUUCCUGCUCAUUGGCAGAUCCCCUUUUCCAACCUAUAACUCCGAUGUGCUCUGGAUCAGCUUUUAACUCUCAAUAGUAUAUUACUGUCUUCUAAAUCCCUUCUCCUUCUCGACUGCUGCCCUAUGGUUCUGGCUUCUACCCACUGUGGCACACUUAUCCUCAAAUAUCAUAUAAUUCUAAUCUCUGGAGGCUGGCAGCUUGACUUGGCACUUUAGGGUCCCUUAGCAGGGUGAGCUGUUAAAACACACAUCUCUUACCCCCUCUUCCUCCAUUCCCCACUGGGUUUCAGAAAGGAAGAAUACAUGGGGACCACCUCCCUCCUCUUUGAUCCCAGCAUCUCAGUCCCCCUCCCAACCCUCCAUGUGGCUCUCAAUGGUGCUCACUUGCUUGGAAGCAGGCUCCCCAGAGGGAGGGGGCUGCCCUCUACACAGUCUCUUUGACUGUAAGACAGGGCUCUUUAUCGGUGAGACGGUGAGAAAAGUCCCAGGCUAAUGGCAAAAAUUUGCACUUUGAACAUGUGUGUCUUUGUGUUGUGGAACCUGAGAUUCCUUAUUUAUUAACAGAAAGUCUGAUUUUUUUUUUUUUUUUUUGGUCUUUAUUGCUAUAUUUUGCGGGGCUGGGCUGAGAGAGAUUAGAUUAUUCUGGCAUGGGAUCCUUUCCACAAGAGGUACUUUGAAGACAAGACAUAGAGUUGAAGAAGCACAGCCAGCCUCUGAAAUCAGCUCUCCAGUGGCCUUUAAAGAAAGCUGGUCCUCAGCACUAACAAAAUCACUACAAUAGACUAGUGCUUUUUUGGAAGUCUUUUUAGGGAAGGAUGUUAGGUUUGUGGUAACUAGUAUGCUCUUUAAGAUUUUUAGAGCAUUGAGAUAUAGGAAUUUUGAGGGGACGAGGAGGGUUUUUCAGUAUCUAAAUUACAGAUAAAGGAUUUUCUCUUGUGAAAUUGUUUCUUUUCUUGUCCCCAUCAUUUUCUUCCAUACACCUCCCUAUUGGCUCAACUCUAGCCCCUUGCCUUGUUUUUGUUUCUUGCUUUGCUUUAUCAUUGGUUCAUUCCAGCUCCCUAUUAGUGAAGGACACUGCUGCUUAGUGAAGGAACAAAAUCUACAAGUCCUAAGGUUUUAUGUCAAAGAAAACUGUUCUGUUUUGUUAACGCUUUAGAAGAAGAAAGGCUUCAAUAGACAAAUUAAUAAUUUUUAUAAUAAUGGCUUUGGCUUUCACCUGAAAUUCUGGGAAUUACCACUUUCCUUGAGAUACAGAUUUUUCAUGGGGUAUAGAUUGCUUAUUACUGUCCAUGAGAGAGACAGGUAGUUCAUAACUUCCAAAAGACUAAAAACCUAUUUUGGCUCAUUUUUAGAGAAUUGCAAGGGCAAUUCUUAUCCUUCUGUGUACCUUAGAGGCUGGAAUUGAAGGCUUACCCUAUUCAUUGUUUAUUGUCAGAAAUAUAUGAUGGCUAUUGGAAAGAAUGAAGUUUUGCUGAAAAAAAAAAUAAGUGACAGCUUGUUUUUCACAAACACUAAAACUACAGAGUUUAUCAAUUUUAUUUUUUAUUUAUUUUUCUCCCAAAAAGGGGGGCAACAAAAUGUCAUUUCUGAAAGAGGCGUACUUUACACCCACUCAUGUCAGUGGUUGGGAUGCCAGAAAUAGGGAGUGAAACACCUACGACAAACAGUCUUAAAUGCACUAUUGUUUCUUUUCAGAUUGUUGCAGAUUUGCCAUCCCUCCGAUGUGGGGGUAGAAUAUGCUUUCCUACCCACAGUAAGGGUUUGGAGUUGACUUGGGUAUUUUGAGUAUAUUUGAAAAUAGUACAAGAUUGAUUGGAUGGGCCUACAAAAAAGUUUUCUACUCUUGAAUAAGUCCAUUUUAUACUGUUUCACUAGCUAGCAUCUCUAUCUCACACUUAGCUUUUAUCUUUGUCACACUUUUUUUGCCUCCAUAAAUUUCAUUUGCACUGCUUAGUCAUCAGAUAUUUUAGACACCUACACAAACAAAAGCAAACUGCAUUUUAAAAAAUUUCUCUCUGAGAUGGGUAAAAAUAUUAUCCUUUCCUAUACUAUUCUCCCCUUUCACAAAAAGCAACUAGUUAGUUCUACUAAUUAAAAACUUCUUGCUUUUUUUCCCUUUCUUCUUUUCUUUUCUUUUUCUUUUUUUUUUUUUUUGUAUUCAUAGUUACCAUUUACCUAUAAUAAAUUAUUGUGGCAGUUUGCAAAAAAUUUUAAAAUAUCUUUCAUAGACUUGUGAGAAAGGGGUGCUAGCAUAGUAAACAGUAGGUAUAAAUAAACUAUUAAUAUAUAAGCCCUCUUCAUGUUUUCCAUUCUGCUCCACAUGCUGCUUAUUUCAUUGUUUUUCCAGGGAGCUUUUUGAAUCUUAAAAUUCUACAUUUUGUACUCUUGGUCAAAUUCUGUUACCUUUUUAAUAACUUUUCCCACUGCAUAUUCUUCGUUUUGAAUUGGCAAUUCUAAAUUCUGAAAAUGUAAUUAAGAUACAACUCAAUAUUUCUGGGAGAUGUGCUUCCCUCUUGUUUGUGGUUGCCCCGGUUAUUUAGCAUAGUUGAGACUCCUUCUUAAAAUACUUCAGAGAGUUUAGACAAACACUGGCGUGGGAGUCCUGGGAGCAAAAAAAAUUAUUAAGGUAUAGAAAAGCAUCCACAUAGAACACUCAAUCCUCCUUUGUACCUGUUUGGAGAAAAAAUAUAAAGAGUAUACUACUAAGGUUAUUACAGUCUGGUUGUUUGAAAUACCAUUUCUUCCUCUUUCUCUGUCUUUUUCUCACUUUCCAAUGUACUCAAGAAAAUUGAAAAAAUGUAAUGAAUCAAUUUAAAAUAUUUUAUUUCCUAGAAGCCUUUUUGCCUGUUGUAAUGUGCAGGACCCUUCUCCUUUGGUGGGAGAGACAGGUAGUUACCUGAAUCUAGGUUGAAGAGGUUAUGUAAAAAGAAAUUAUAAUAAAAGGGAUACUUUGCUUUUCAAA
Molecule: messenger RNA, 5201 nt
Organism: Lemur catta (Ring-tailed lemur)
Lineage: Eukaryota; Metazoa; Chordata; Mammalia; Primates; Lemuridae
Gene: ZFP91
Product: ZFP91 zinc finger protein, atypical E3 ubiquitin ligase
Exons: 11
Coding region: 217-1941 (574 amino acids)
Biological process (GO): regulation of transcription by RNA polymerase II
Cellular component (GO): nucleus
Source: RefSeq, a predicted model, not a curated record